Messenger RNA from Phialemonium atrogriseum, 1027 nucleotides. RefSeq lists its product as uncharacterized. The record is from RefSeq and is a predicted model, not a curated record. Lineage: Eukaryota; Fungi; Ascomycota; Sordariomycetes; Cephalothecales; Cephalothecaceae. The transcript has 3 exons. The coding region runs from base 1 to 744 and encodes 247 amino acids.
AUGUGGUCUUUCUUGGGGCGGCGGAAUGCCGCUGCGACCGGCGCGGGGAUCGAGCAGGACCUACCGGAGGCCUCGACCACGAAGACCUUUCCCUCCGGCAUCAAGCUGCUCUACAGCCCCGCCAGCCCCGCCGACGCAAUCGUCGACAUCGUCUUCAUCCACGGCCCUCGCGGCGACCUCGAGAAGACCUGGAGCGUCCAAACUCCCGACCGCGCGGGUCCUCACAUCAUCGCCCCCGAGGAGCCUGAGAGCUCGUCCACCGUGAUGGCACGCAUCUCGUGCCGCAGGCGGAGGUUCUCGGAGGUCGAGGAGCUCGGUCAUUCUUGUCGGGUCGGCUUUCUUGUGUGCCCAGCCUUCGGGGGCGAGAUUGUGGGCGGGGCCGCGGCCGCGGCUGUCCAUUCCCAAGAGUCGAUUGCACGAAACCCCGUUCGCGGUGAUGGUGGUGCCUGCAUCUUCGUCAUGGGAACCAAGCCAUCUGGCAAACCAUGCCCUGACGCCGAAGUGGUCGGCUUGACGCUGCUGCUGCUGCUCCUUUGGCUGUGCCCGGACCUGUUUGGUGUCGCUCGACUGGAUGACAACAAGCAUACAGUCCUGCCUUUCAGCCGCAGCAUCGAGCAUCUCAGGCCCAGACGAUCCAGCUCGGUCAUGGCCAUUUCAAGCGAACCCCCGUCGGCGACGGCAGCUCGGUCUGCAUACGCGGCAUCACAAACGAUGGUGGUGGAUGCGGCAACAUCGGUCUGCUAACAAUGAGCUAUUCUGCGCUGUCGUCGUCGUUGUCGUUGUGAUAUGUGGUAAGUUGCUGCUGAUUCAUGACUUGCUGUGCCGGUACGAGAGAUUCCGAAUUGCGGCAUCUCGCUUGGACAAGCGUCAAGUUGUCAUACCCCUCAAGGGGGGACUCGGACUGGAUGCCGGACUUCCUUGAAGCAGCGACUAGGGCCGAGGACGACCCCCGCGUGGGCCGGGGUUUCUCCACUCCCACCCCCGACCAACAGCAGCCGGCUCGUCGCUGGGGCGAAAAGUGUAGUAG